Lactuca saligna is the source of this 615-nucleotide messenger RNA. The record is from the annotation of a GenBank genome assembly. NCBI's taxonomy places the organism in Eukaryota, Viridiplantae, Streptophyta, Magnoliopsida, Asterales, Asteraceae.
AUGACUACAAUGAAUGAUCCCCAAGAAAAUAUGGAUUGGUCUAGAUUGAAAAAGAGGGAAUUUCGAUUGGUAAGGGAGGUUCGAGUUCUGCUAUUUUCAAAACAACCUCUACAGUCGAUUUCAAAGACAAAGGGAAAUGCAUACAUGUUGAACCUUCUACAGAAGAGACAAAAAGAAGACAUAAAAUGGAAAUCAAAAGGCAGAGGCAAGUUGUUUGAGUUUAUAAAGAAACCUAAGAAAAGCUAUGACAUCGAGAAUGCAGACUUCAAUCAGCUUGAUUUUCCAUUAAAUCAUCUAAUGUUCACUUUUAGUCAGUUCAUACUAGUUGAAAAUUUCAAGGAUAAAGAAGAAUACAAAUGUUUGAAGAUUCGCUUCCAUGCAGUCCUGGACUUUCCAUUGAUGAACAUUAAUGAUCUCAUCACGAUUUCAAUUAUUUUGUGUGAUGUUGAUGAUUCUCAAACUGAUGAAGAUAAACAAAAAGAUUUCGUGAUUAGAUAUGGUCAUAUUAAAGUCUUCAAUUUGGCAGUCAUAGAUAUAGAUCUUGCCAUGGAAAUCAACAAGACUUCGAAUGUGCUGAAAUCUUUGUUAAAGGUAAGAAAGGAUUUAGACAAGUAA